UUCGUUUCUGAAAAAAACUUUAAAAUAGAGACUCCAUAUAUGGAAUCAGUUACUGAUUGCACAGUUUUUAGGCACAAGUUGUGUCCUAUUUUAAUUCCAUUAACUAUAUCAAAAUGUGAGUUUUGUUUGGAAUUAAGAAAAUAUUUAAAUUUAAAACAAUUUCGUCUAAAAGAAAAGCAGAACAAAAUUGCUUUGGAUAGUGGAAAUAAUUCAAUGUUUUCAAAUAAGAAAAACGACCGAUAUAUGUCCAAAGAAGAACUACUGUUUAAAAUAAAGAUCUUGGAAAAUGAUAAAAAAAAAAUAGCGACCAAAUCUUUGCACCUCCAGUGUAGAAUUAAUCAACUGAUAAAAAAAGAAGGACUAAUUGUUGAUGGCGAGACACACAAAGUUAUGAAAGAAUGCUUGAUAGACAAAAAUUACAACCCUUUCAGUGAAAGUUCCCCCCAAUAUUUAUUGUGGGAACAACAAAAGAUUCAGGUUUCACGUAAAGAUAAGAGGUCUAUGAAAUGGCACCCAGUUCUUAUUAGAUGGUGUUUGAGCAUUUACCUAAAAAGUCCUGAGACAUACAAACAUUUAACUAAGUCUGAGUUUAUGUACCUUCCAUGUAAAAACACUCUUUUAAAAUACAUAAAUUUUACAGAUCCAGGAUGUGGCUUUAAUGCAGAUGUUAUCUCACGAUUAAUUUUGAAUGCUGAUAUUAAAAAUUUAAAAGAACAUGAAAAAAAUGUUUCUUUAGUAUUUGACGAGAUGAAAAUCAAGAGUGGUCUUGUAUUCAGUAAAACAACUGGUAAAAUAGUUGGUCUGACCGAAAUGGGAUCAUUAAAUGAUGCUCUUGAUGAGUUUAAAAACAAAAUUGAAGGAAAUAAAAGCAUAAAUAGUCCAACUUUGGCAAAGUAUGUUAUUGUGUUUAUGGUUAGAGGAAUAUUUUCAUCUCUAUGCUAUCCAUUUGGACAUUUUGCGUCUUGUGGAUUUAAUAGUGAUCAAAUUUUUAAUUGCGCUUGGGAAGCAACCCGCAUUCUUGAAUGUAUUGGGUUUAAAGUUCGCUCUAUGGUAGCAGAUGGUGCUUCGCCAAAUCGUAAGUUCUUUCGAAUUCAUCUUGCUGAGAAUUAUGAAAACGUCAAGGAUACUACUGUGCAUUGGACAUGGAAUAUUUGGUGUUCAACUCGCAAACUUUACUUUUUUUGUGAUGUUCCUCAUUUGAUAAAAACUACUCGCAAUAAUUUGGAGAACUCUCAUUGGAACCAAAAUUCUAGAAAUCUAAUGAUUGAGGAUCAGUUUAUAACAUGGCCUCAAAUUAUGAAUGUCUAUGAAUGGGAUCUGGGCAUGUUUCAUGAUGCUGUUGGUCUACGAAUGGGACACAAACUCAGAGAUGAGCACAUACAGUUAACUCCACAAUCUAGAAUGCGGGUCAAUUUAGCUGCACAGGUGUUAAGUCAAACUGUUGUACAUAUGUUGGAGGAGCAGGGUAAAGCUGAAACAAGAUGUUUACAAAAAUUUAUAAAUUUAAUUGAUACCUUCUUUGAUUGCCUUAAUGUUUCAAGGCAAUUUAAUAAAACUAGAAAACCGGCUUUAGAUGUUUACAAAACUCAUUUGGAUAAAAGAUUUGAGUGGUUGAAUCAAACGUUUAUUAAAUUUUUAAAUGAAUGGGAACAAGCCAGUCAAAAUGUUAAAAAUUUAUCGAUAAAAGAAAAAGCCAAACUUUGCUUGAGUAAACAAACCCUAGAAGGGUUCAGAAUUACAGUGCACUCAUUUACUGAACUUGGUUCAACUCUUUUACAAGAAGAAGGUGUAGAGUACUUACUUUCAGAAAAGUUCAGUCAAGAUCCUGUAGAGGAAUACUUUUCCAAGCAGCGAAGAAGAGGGGGAGGAAACGAAAAUCCUUGUUUAGAAGAAUUUAAUCGUAACUUUCUAGGUUUAAAUAUUGCUGGCGACAAUCUCAUUCGAGCCUUAAAUGGAAAUUAUAGAGGAAGAUUUCAGGAAGAUCUAAAAAUUGAUGUUACUGACACCAUGCAUCUGCCGAAGAAAAAGCCGAAAAAAUAUUGAUUUUAUUUAUUUAAAAACAGUUACAUGUUAUUUCA
Hydra vulgaris (swiftwater hydra) is the source of this 2078-nucleotide messenger RNA. RefSeq lists its product as uncharacterized. The record is from RefSeq and is a predicted model, not a curated record. Lineage: Eukaryota; Metazoa; Cnidaria; Hydrozoa; Anthoathecata; Hydridae.